AUUAAGCAGACGACGGUCUGAGUCAAAGAGAGAUGCAGUUUCUCUUUCAGCGUCGUUUUAACGUCAACUUUCUCAAACAAUGACUUUUCGUGGAGGGAAAUGGAAGAUAUAUAAAUUAGUGAUAGUUUUCUUUAUAUUUACGACUUUUUGUCUUUUCGCUGUCUAUCUAUUGCAAAAUAAACCAGCAAGUUUUGAUCUAACUGCAGAAUUUAGCAAUGAAGACACAUCGAGACAGUUUAAAAUUUUGCAAAACAACGAGUUCGUUCUUGUGUUUGUACAUAUUCAAAAAACAGGUGGUAGCUAUUUUGGUAGACAGCUAGUCAAGAGUUUAGAUAUGAAAAAGCCAUGCAAAUGUAAAUCAGGGAGAAAAAGAUGCAAUUGUACGAGAGAUGGAAAAAUUUGGUUAUUUAGUAGAUAUUCUACUGGUUGGGCAUGUGGUUUACAUGCUGAUUGGACAGAAUUACAUGAAUGUGUCAAUGAAAAGAUGAAUAAGAUCGAGAAAGACGUGAGAAAAAGAAGUUACCUAUAUAUUACAAACGUUAGAGAUCCGCUUAAAAGGUAUCUUAGUGAAUGGAAACAUACCCAGAGAGGGGCAACUUGGAAAGAUUCGUCACUUUUAUGCGAUGGAAGAGAAUAUAAAGAUUUCAUUCAAAAAUGCUAUGAAGGGGAAAAUUGGAUGGGAGUAGGUUUAGAAGAAUUCUACUCAUGUUCGUACAAUUUGGCGAAUAAUAGACAAACAAGAAUGCUGGCAAAUUUGUCCUUAAUUAACUGCUACAAUUCAAAAUUACCGAAAAGCGAAAUAGAUAAUAUACUAUUAGAAUCAGCUAAGAAGAACUUACGAGCAAUGGCUUACUUCGGACUAACUGAAUAUCAAAUAGAAUCUCAAUUUCUUUUUGAAAGGACAUUUAACGUUAAGUUUUUGGUGAAUUUUCUUACUAUAAAUAACAGUAGAGCGGAUAGGGCUGAAAUAUCGUCUAAGGACUUAGAGGCAAUACACGAAGCCAAUGAAUUAGACUUUAAAUUAUAUGAUUAUGCCAAAGAACUAUUCUUUAAGAGAUUCAAUCAAAUUAAAAAAGAUUAUUUUAUGAAAACUGGUUUAAAAUUUAAACCUAUUAAAAGUAUUAUAAAUAAUACAAUUCUCGAAGAGAUGUUAAAUGAUUAUGGCUCUGAUGAAGAUGAUGUAAAUGCAAAAAAGAAAAAUGCUCUCUCAUUAUUAAAGCAAAUGAAAAGACAUUUAAAAGUUGAUAAGCAUAUUAAGAAAAAAUUGAAGAACUUCCAAGAAACUGAUUAGUAAAAGUUUAUUUAACUUCCUUUAUGGUUCAUUUUCCUGUUUUAGACGAUAAAAGGAAGUAUUUAAGAUAUUUUAAAUGGAAACCAAAAUGAUCCAUUGUUUUUAUUUCGUUAAAGUUUUGUCUCUUUUUCCGAU
Molecule: messenger RNA, 1426 nt
Organism: Dimorphilus gyrociliatus
Lineage: Eukaryota; Metazoa; Annelida; Polychaeta; Dinophilidae
Source: the annotation of a GenBank genome assembly